UCCACUGCGAACGAAGAGCACCAUGAAGGCCGUGCUCCACCUCGCCGUCUUCUCUGUCGCUUUCGUCAUUGCUGCCGCUGGGGGCUUCGGAGGUCUCGGCGGCGGCUACGGUGGUGGCUUCGGUGGCGGCUACGGGGGCGGCCUUGGUGGCGGCUUCGGUGGAGGUCUCGGUGGCUUCGGUGGAGGUCUCGGUGGCUUCGGCUACGGUGGAGGCAUCGGACACGGCUUUGGGGGCUAUGGUGGCCACUACGGCGGCACCUACGCUGGCAGUUACGCAGGCACCUACGCCGGUUCCUACGGUGGCCACUACGGUGGUGGUCACUUCGGUGGCUUCCACGGCUGAGCAGGUGUCAAUCAGGGAUUUACAAAUUUAGAAAUGUACAGAAGAUGCGAAGAAUUGGCUCAUCUCUGGAACCAUCGGCUUAUUUAUUUGACAGGAGAACCAAAUAAAUCAUGUAAUACAAUUGUUGAUGAUAUCUCGAGGUAUUUUAAUAAUACCGCCGGCUUGCAAGUCGAAAUAAAUAUUUCAAGAAACCUCAGAUGAAGACCGGGGUUUCGUGGUUUUUUAGUAUUAUUGGCUGUUAUUAUCUCAAAGCACUCCCUUAAAGGCUCCAAAAAUAUCUCUAGCCGACUAUGAAUACACGCAUUAACGUAUGCUGGCAGCCGGCUGAAUCAUUAGGGCACACGUGAUUGAAACCAAUGCUGCACGUACAUCAAGUCGUGUCUUGGAUGAUGUGACUGAAAGGGACGUGUUCAUCAUGUCAAUGCUGCAAUGAUAAUGAAAAUAAACUUUUGCACAUAGCAUCCAC
This is a messenger RNA of Rhipicephalus microplus (southern cattle tick), 809 nucleotides long. RefSeq lists its product as uncharacterized. Lineage: Eukaryota; Metazoa; Arthropoda; Arachnida; Ixodida; Ixodidae. The record is from RefSeq and is a predicted model, not a curated record.